Messenger RNA from Zootermopsis nevadensis, 826 nucleotides. NCBI's taxonomy places the organism in Eukaryota, Metazoa, Arthropoda, Insecta, Blattodea, Termopsidae. The record is from RefSeq and is a predicted model, not a curated record.
GCUAGCAAUCGAGGGGACACUGACGUAGCGUUGUAUAAGUGUGUGGUGAAGAGUGGUACACGUUGAUGUGGAAGGAAUUAAAUUUAGUUUAAUAGUUUAUACAAAUAUUAUAUUUAUACAGUCUUUAUUUGAACCUUGUUAGAAUAUACUUGUAACAUGCAUUCAGUAUUUACAAGAGGGAAUGCCAUAUUGGCUUACACGUUAAGUGUUCUUGCGGCACUUACGUUCUGUUGUUUUAUAUCUACCGUUUUCAUUGACUACAGAACUAACGCUGCUAUGAAUACCGUCAAAGUUGUCGUGAAGAAUGUUCCAGAUUACAGUGCUUCUCGAGAAAAGAAUGAUCUUGGAUUCCUUACAUUUGACUUGCAAACAGAUCUGACUAACUUGUUCAAUUGGAAUGUAAAAGAGCUGUUCCUGUACCUUACAGCAGAAUAUUCAACUGCAGCUAACAAAUUAAACCAGGUUGUUCUGUGGGACAAAAUAAUUUUACGUGGAGAAAAUACAGUUUUGGACUUCAAGAAUUUGAACACCAAAUACUACUUUUGGGAUGAUGGCAAUGGAUUAAUGGGCAACCCUAAUGUCACUCUGACUCUGUCAUGGAACAUUAUUCCAAAUGCAGGACUUCUUCCCAGUAUAUUUGCUUUGGGCCAACAUGUAUUUCACUUCCCAUCAGAGUACACAACAUCCAGGGUUUAAGAAUGAAGUAUCAUGUUUGGUAUAUGAAAGGUGGUAUACAGUCUGUUUCUGUACAUUGUGUUGAAAUAGUCUGUAUAUAAAGAAAAUCACAGCACACAUUCAUGAUUAAACUGUUUUUAUUUAAUGUGAA